This is a messenger RNA of Helobdella robusta, 306 nucleotides long. RefSeq lists its product as hypothetical. The record is from RefSeq and is a predicted model, not a curated record. Lineage: Eukaryota; Metazoa; Annelida; Clitellata; Rhynchobdellida; Glossiphoniidae. The transcript is spliced from 2 exons. Bases 1 to 306 code for a protein of 101 amino acids.
AUGCUGGUCUUCUCUUAUUUUUUAGAUAUUUUUCUUCAAUCUCUUACUGAAACUAUUUUUGAUGCUACCUUAUUUUCUGAUGUUGAUGAUUCCAUGGAGGACAGCGAACUCGAAUUAGAUAGCUACACUAUGUUCCGGAAGGACAGAGAUAAUUAUGGAGGAAGAGGACAGGAGCCAACAAGGAAAAAUAACGUCCUUGACUUAGUCAUCUCUACAGAGGAAGACAUGAUUGAAGAUAUACAAGUCGGAGAAAAAUUUGGCUCCAGUGAUCACAAGAUAAAAAGGUUUGAAGCACGAUACAACUAA